Cottoperca gobio is the source of this 2086-nucleotide messenger RNA. RefSeq names its product zinc finger protein 808. Gene Ontology annotation, biological process: regulation of transcription by RNA polymerase II. The transcript is spliced from 2 exons. The record is from RefSeq and is a predicted model, not a curated record. Gene Ontology annotation, molecular function: RNA polymerase II cis-regulatory region sequence-specific DNA binding; DNA-binding transcription factor activity, RNA polymerase II-specific. NCBI's taxonomy places the organism in Eukaryota, Metazoa, Chordata, Actinopteri, Perciformes, Bovichtidae. Bases 174 to 1349 code for a protein of 391 amino acids.
CGUUUCCUGUUACUAUUGUAUCACACUUCCAUGUUGUUCGCCUGAAACAGAAUCCGUAAUGUAAAACUACAAACAGGUGAAAUUGUCACUGUCUUGUAAUCUGUCGCACAUAGAAAGUUAGUUUCAACGUGUCGUCACUUACAGCUCGUGGAGGUGCUGACCCGGGGGGCGACAUGGCGAACUGUGUGGCUUUCCAGAGCAAGUUAACCUCGAUCAUGGAGGUGCUAGCUAAAGCUGCGGUGGUGGAGAUCAGCAAGCUGUGGGAGGACGGCUUCGCCCUCGUGCAGGUGGAGCUGCACCGGAGAGAGAGCGAGAUCCAAGCCCUGAACAGAAAGUUAGUGUUCAUGGAGAACGAGCGGUCUCAAACUACAUAUCUGACUUCAUCAUCAUCUUCCUCCAAGAAAGAGCAGCAGAACAAGCUGCUGCCGCCCACCGGUGAUGGGCCGAUCAUCGAUUCCGUGCAGACAUUGUGUCCUGAUCAGAGCGUCAGAGAGAAGACGGACGCGUCAGCGAAUCACAGAACACCCCCACCGUCACAGACAGAAGAGAGACAAAGUGAGCAGCUCAAGUCUGACCUCUGUGAAAGUUACGGCAGAGAUGACGAUGAAGACUUAAUAGUCAAGCUCGAGGGCGAGGACGACGUCCAGAUCAUGGAGCAGAUCGUGGACUCUGAUCACAGUGUUAACGAUGGAGCGGGUCCCCAUGAGCUGGAGCUGCACCUCCAACCCGGCGAGGCCAUGGAAGAACAAGAGAGCCGGCAGUGGUCGUCGGUUUCCGUGGGAGACAGCGACACUGCUGAUGACUCGGACUGCUUCUUUGAACCGAAGCAGCUGUCACAAAAUCUGGACUCAGAAAUCCUUUUCAUUCGGAACGCUUUGGACAUUUUUGAUAAUUCCUCAGAGGCCGCAUACUCGGACAGAUUUCUGAGAGAUAAUGGACCCGGUGCUUCAAGUAAAUCCAGGGAUCCUUUUAACCAAGUUCAGCCAAGUCAGCAUAUAGAAGCAAUAGACCCAGAGAGAGGAGUGUCCAUCAGAUUCCUCCCAGACAAACAAUCUCAAUCUAAAAACAUAUCGUCUUUUAACCCGGACAGCAGAUUCUUUCUUUUGAACGACCCCGAGUUGCAUAAAACGAUAGCGAGUCGGCGCAUAAAGGAGAAGUGGUUCAUCUGCCCGUUCUGCGGCAAAAGCUUUGACCGCCUCAGCCAUCUGGAGAUUCACCAGCGAAUUCACACGGGAGAGAAACCGUACACAUGCGAAACAUGUGGCAAGUGUUUUUCUCAGAGGAGCAACCUUCGCACCCACCAGCGGACUCAUAAAGAGGCUCUAUUCCAAAAUGAUUUGAUUCAGUAGAGUGUGAAGAGUGGGAAAGGCUAGAUAUAUCAGUGUCGUUUGUCUAGAUUAACUAACAAAUUCCCUUUGUAUUAUGUUACUGAAAGGUAAUGUAGCUGACUGAUUACUGUGCAUUUUAGAUCAAUUAUAACUUUGACAUAGCUUGGAUUGUAAGAACUAAUUUUGGUACUUGUGUUCUGUGUGUUAACUCAGCCAGUUAAGAGAUUUAUAAAAACUGUAAGGACAUCCAGUGGCAGCUUAUUGAUUUAUGCAGGUUGUGUAUGAUGACUGUGGAAGACACUCUGAUGUCCUUCAGCAUUACCGGUAUCCUCGUACCAUCACCUGGCUCACAGUGAAACGUAGAGCAGAUCUGCACAUAAGUGGAGAGAUAUAAAAGAGAAAUGACCUGAAACCUUUUAAAAGACAACGUCAGCGCUUAGAGGAUGAGAAUGACUUCACACUGAACUAUGGCGUCGUGUAACGGACGACUUGAGUUGUGUGUAGUCUUUGUAAUACUGCUGACACGGAAGGUUUGGGCUCAUAUACAUUUCAUUAAUGUAAUUUGAGACUUUAGCAAUAUCUUUCCUUUUGUAAAGGAAUGUAUCUGAGGCCAACAAAGAAAUGCUAAUUCUUCAUCUUUGCUUUUUAAGAAUUCAACUUUGUAUCAUUGCAUUGCAUGUUGGGAGAUGUAGUUCUCCCUGUAGGUCCUCACAAUGUGUCCGCUCUGAGUGGCAAUAAUUCAACAUUUUGGGAAAUGU